Molecule: messenger RNA, 2030 nt
Organism: Condylostylus longicornis
Lineage: Eukaryota; Metazoa; Arthropoda; Insecta; Diptera; Dolichopodidae
Product: protein nubbin-like
Exons: 5
Coding region: 45-1706 (553 amino acids)
Biological process (GO): regulation of transcription by RNA polymerase II
Molecular function (GO): DNA-binding transcription factor activity, RNA polymerase II-specific; RNA polymerase II cis-regulatory region sequence-specific DNA binding
Source: RefSeq, a predicted model, not a curated record
AAAAAAAAAAAAGAACAGAAAAUUAAAAAAUUAAUAUUGAAAAAAUGGUGAUGUCGGAAGUACGAUGGAACAGUAGCCGAACUGAAGAUAAUAAUAAUUCUUUUAAAAGAAAUUUAUUAAAAACUUCACAUCAAACUAGUUCACAUUUAUUACCGAAUCGAUAUAUAAGUCGUAGUCGUUUAUCGAGAUCACCAUCACCACCUCAUUCAAGUGUAUCGGAAGAUGGUGAUCGUGAUAGUACUGGUCAACAUAGUGAUCGUUGUCAAUCGAAUAGUCCAGAACUAUUGGCAACUGAAUUAGAUAAUUCAACUGCUUUAAAUUUAACAAAUGAUAUUGCACGUAAUACACCACCAUCACCAGCAUCUUCAUUACAUCAUUAUCAUCAUUUGCCGUAUAGUCAUCGAACAUCAUCACCAUCGCCUUCUAUACCACCACAAGGUGUUUGCCCAAUACCAAUAACAACAUCGACUACAACAUCAGUAUCAGGUUCUGGAACAAUACCACCACCAUUAAAUUUACAGCCAGGUUUAAUGCCAAAUGCAUUAGGAUCACUUUUUUUACAAAGACCAUUAUUAGGAGCACCACCCGGUAUUAAUCCAUCAUUAUCACCACAAGAGUAUACGUCAGCGUUACAAUUACAAACACAACAAAUUUAUUUAGAAUUACUUAGAACAAGUAGUCUUGCAGCUACUCCACCAUCAUCAUUAGGUAUUGUUGGUGCAAAUGGUAGUCCAUCUCCUGGUACAAUUAAUUUAUCAAAUCAAGAUGAUGAUUCAACAAUUAAAACGGCACAGUUCCUUAUACAAAAUCAUGUACAAGUAUUACAACAACAAUUACAAGCAUUACAAAAGCAACGUGAAUUUAAAUCACAGCAACAGCAACAACAGCAUCAACAACAACAAAAUAUUCUUACAACACCAAUUGCAACAACAAUUACUAAUAGUCCAAUUAAUAGUCCCGCAAGUAGUCCUAUUCAUAGUGGUUCAACAGUAUUACCUUUUACUGCAAAUAGUCAAACAACGCCACCUAAUAGUAAUAUUGGGAAUUUACAACAAGUUAGUGGAAUUUUAACGCCAAAUACACCUGGAAGUGGUAUACAAACACCACAGAUGGCAAAACAUUUAUCGGGGACACCAAGACCCGGUGAACCAUCACCUGAAGAAACAACAGAUCUCGAAGAAUUGGAAAAAUUUGCAAAAACUUUUAAACAACGUCGUAUUAAAUUAGGAUUUACACAAGGUGAUGUUGGAUUAGCAAUGGGUAAACUAUAUGGAAAUGAUUUCUCUCAAACGACAAUAUCAAGAUUUGAAGCAUUAAAUUUAAGUUUUAAAAAUAUGUGUAAAUUGAAACCGUUAUUACAAAAAUGGUUAGAAGAUGCCGAUAGAACAAUUCAAAGUACAGGAGGUGUAUUUGAUCCUGCUGCUUUACAAACAACUGUAACAACACCUGAAAUAAUGGGUAGACGCCGAAAGAAACGUACAUCAAUUGAAACAUCUGUACGUGGUGCACUUGAAAAAUCAUUUAUGCAAAAUCAAAAACCAACUAGCGAAGAAAUUUCAACAUUAGCUGAUCAAUUGUGUAUGGAAAAAGAAGUUGUUCGAGUUUGGUUUUGUAAUAGAAGGCAAAAAGAAAAACGUGUUAAUCCUGCUCUUGAUAGUCCGACAGGUGCUAAUGGUAGUGAAUCACCUUUCCUCAUGUUACAUUAGAAUAUUGAAAAAAGAAAAACACAAAAACAAAAAAUUUAUGACUCCUUGAAUUUAAAGAAAAAGGAAAAAAGAGCACAAAAUAAGCAAUUUUUGUUAUAUUGUAUAACACUAAUUAAAUGCGAACAUUUUUAUAUAUAUAUAUAUAUACUUACGUGUGUAUAACAAAUAUAAACAUUUCGACAUUGAUUAUCAAUAACAGGUAUUUGAAAACACAUCAUCAUAUAGUUAAAUUUUUAAGGUAAAACAAAAACACAAAAUUAUUUAACUAUUUAAAUAUUAAAUUUAUGUUAAUAUUAGUAAUUUAUUUCUUAGGCAAUAACAAAA